Messenger RNA from Danaus chrysippus (African queen), 1833 nucleotides. The record is from the annotation of a GenBank genome assembly. Lineage: Eukaryota; Metazoa; Arthropoda; Insecta; Lepidoptera; Nymphalidae.
AUGUUAGAGGUGAUGAAGCACAUGUCCGAGCGUCUUUCUGCUCAACCAGAAGCCAAAGUUAAAAUUUCUGAUGUAUACCUGCCAUCAUACGACCCGGAUAUGAAUGUUGGAAUCAGAGAAUGGUGUCAACAUAUUACAACUGCAAUGGUAACCUAUAACUUUACUGAUUAUGAAAUUAGAAUGAAGGUCGGAAGUCUACUCAAAGGACGGGCAAGGUUAUGGGUUGACAAUUGGUUAAUAUCAACAACAACGUGGUUGGAAUUACGGGAGGUUUUGAUUACGACUUUUGAACCAGAGAAUCGAUACUCUAGGGAUAUCGUUCGUUUUAAAGAGCAUAACUAUGAUAAUACUAAGGAUAUUACACAAUUUUUGUCACAAGCGUGGGUACUAUGGCGACGUAUAACUAAAGACAAAUUGUCUGAUAAUGAUGCAGUUGAGGCAGUGAUUGGUUGUAUAGCGGAUGAACGACUCAGAAUUGAAUUAUUAAAUGUUAGAGCGACAUCAGUACCCGAAUUGAUUUCUGUGGCAUCAUCGAUACGAAGCACGAAACGGUCUUACCCUAAUACAUCGAUUACAUCACAAGGAACCAUAAAACGAACACGCUAUGAUAAAUUUUGCCAAGUAUGUAAAAGGAACGGUCAUGACGCAAGGGAUUGUUAUUACCGUAAACCAAAUAACUAUCCACAAUCGCAUACAUUGACUGAAAGAAAUGUAUCAAAAGGAUCUGAUACAUCCCCAACAUGCUCUUACUGCCAGAAAAUUGGUCACACAUUUGAGACAUGUUUCAAGAGAACAGAGGCAGUUGUUUCCAAUAUAAAUUGUGUGGGGUCAACGAAAGUCAAUUUAAUGCCAGUGCUCAUAGAAAAUUUCAAAUUGUUAGCAAUGUUCGAUACCGGAGCGGAAUGUUCAGUAAUACGUGAAUCACUAGCAUCAAAACUUCCUGGAAGAAGAACAGAUUUAGUACGAUAUUUAAAGGGUUUGGGACAAUUUACAGUAGUGUCUCUAUCAACAUUAACAACAGUAUGCGUCAUAAGUGAUCUUCGGGUAGAAAUUCAGUUUCAUAUUGUGCCCGACUAUGAAAUAUGUUCGGAUGUUUUAAUUGGAGUGAAUUUGAUUGAAAACACGAAUUUAAGUGUGAUAGUAAACUCACAUGGUGUUACUUUACUUCGCCAACCUGCUAUAUGUCAUGUGAUGUCUAGGAGUGAUAAAUUUAAUAAUUUAAAUUGUGACUUAACUGAUCAAGAUCAAAUAAAUAGAUUAACAAUUUUGCUCAACAAAUAUGAAAAUCUAUUUAUCUACGGUUAUCCUCGCUCACGUGUCAACACCGGAGUACUACAAAUACGCUUAAAAGAUAACGAGAGCAAAGAUAUGGAAUGGUUACAAAUAGAACAAAGACGCGAUGAUUUACUUCGUCCUUUAAUAGACAGCAUGAGCAGUGACCACCCAGCCGCAAACUAUACACUAAGAGAAGAGGAAUAUGUGCAACAGAAAAUGUUGGCUGCAGCAGAAUAUGAUAAACAGAGAUUUGAAAAAAGUAAGGGUAAGGUACAUUCCUUUAAAAGGGGUGACUAUGUAUUAAUCAAAAAUAAUCCUCGUAAUCAAACUUCUUUGGAUCUGAAAUAUACUGAACCAUAUGAAAUAUACAAAGUCUUGGAACAUGAUCGUUACAUGGUGAAACGUGUAACCGGCAGAGGUCGACCGCGAAAGGUAGCUCAUGAUCAAUUACGUCCAGCACCAAAUCCAGGAGCUGCAGGAACCGUGUCGGCGGACUACAUCGAUGAUCCUCCACAUCAUGACAGCCCUUUAAAUGGAGAAGCUUCUGAGGAUUUAUAA